UUUACGUCUGGAAGAUGUAUUUUUUAGAGUGUUUGCUCAUCUGCAAUACGUCUAUAGGACGUUUCCUAUCAGAUGUCAAAUAGACGUUUAGAAGAUGUCUUUAAGGUGUUUAUAAUUUAGAAUGUAUGUAAAACUGAUAUCUUAAAGACGUCUAUCAGAUGUUUGUAAACAGCAGAUGCUUUCCAGACAAAGUGAUCUUUGCAGACGUAUGUGUGCUAUCUGGGAUAUUUAACAUAAUUUCUUUCUUUUUAGAAUCACAGUUAUGUUAGAAUUUGAUGAAUGAUUAUACAUAAAUUUCAUAAAGUUAUGAAGUAUAUAUAAAUAGAGAAGAAAUAAAUGAUCAAAUAAUGCUACAAAUAAAACAGAAUAUUAGUAUUUUUUAAUUUAAAAAAUAAUAACAGGCAGCAUACAAACGUUCAGCCCCUCGACCCCCCAAUGUUGAAACCAAACAUACGCCCUUACCCCCACCCAAUCCCAUCCCAAAUUAUUUUCCCGCCUAUGGACGCUUCACACUCCAGUCCAGUAGGUGGGGGUAAGGCACAUGCGUGUGUUAGCCAACCACCAUUAAACCUCAGAGGAAGAAGAUUAGUUGUGUUGUGAUACUGGCUACAAACUGUUAGAAGUGUACUUUUAGUAAAUAGAAAGAUAUAUGUUGAAUCGGGUCAAUAAAUCAUCCUCACAGACGGUAGUAAGGUUUGAAGCGAGCAGGAAUAUCUGGAGGAGUAUCAACUCAACUGAGAUCUGCUGCUGUGAAGAUGGUGUUUGUUAAAGAGGAGAGUGAGGAGGACAUGAAUGAACCAGAACCCUGGAGAAUAAAACACGAGGAACAAGGAGGCCUGGUAAAAGUGAAAGAGGAAAGAGAAGAUCUGAAUGAAGUGGAGGAGAAAUAUCAGCUUCAGGAAGAUCAUGAUGACACCGCUGAAGAAAAACUAUUGAGUUGCUCCAAAACUGAAAACAGUUGCUCACAAAGCAGCAUUCAAAUAACAGAAGUCACAAGACCUUUCACCUGCUCUCAGUGUGGAAAGAGUUUUACACAAAAAAGAAACCUUAAGACUCACAUGAUAAUUCACACAGAAAAAAAUCCUUUCACCUGCUCCCAGUGUGGAAAGAGUUUUACACAGAAAGGACACCUUAAUGAGCAUUUGGUAACUCACACUUCAGAAAAGCCUUUCACCUGUUCUCAGUGUGGAAACACUUUCACACGUAAACAAAGCCUUAAGAAGCACAUGAUUAUUCACACAGGAAAAAAGCCUUAUACCUGUUCACAGUGUGGAAAGAGUUUUUCACAGAAAGGACACCUUAAUACACAUGUACUAAUUCACACUGAAGAAAAGCCUUCCACCUGCCCUCAGUGUGGAAAAACUUUCAUGCGUAAUGCAAACCUUAAGAAUCACAUGUUAAUUCAUACUGGAAAAAAGCCUUAUACCUGUUCCCAGUGUGGAAAGAGUUUUACACAGAAAGGACCCCUUAAUAGACAUGUACUAAUUCACACUGAAGAAAAGCCUUUCACCUGCCCUCAGUGUGGAAAAACUUUCACACGUAAAGCAAACCUUAAGACUCACAUGUUAAUUCAUACUGGAAAAAAGCCUUACACCUGCUCCCAGUGUGGAAAGAGUUUUACACAGAAAGGACACUUUAAUAGACAUGUACUAAUUCACGCUGAAAAAAAGCCUUCCACCUGCCCUCAGUGUGGAAAAACUUUCACACGUAAAGCAAACCUUAAGAAUCACAUGUUAAUUCAUACUGGAAAAAAGCCUUACACCUGCUCCCAGUGUGGAAAGAGUUUUAAAAAGAGCUCACACCUUAAGGAUCAUUUGUUAAUUCAUACUGGAGAAAAGCCUUUCUCCUGCUCUCUGUGUGGAAAGAGUUUUAAAAAGAAAAUACACCUUAAGGAUCAUUUGUUAAUUCAUACUGGAGAAAAGCCUUUUACCUGCUCUCAAUGUGGAAACACUUUCAGACAUAAAAGAAGCCUGAAAAAGCACUUGUUAAUUCAUACUUGAAAAAGGCGUUUCACCUGCUCUCACUGUGUAACGCCAUGAGAAUUGUUUUCACAGAUGCAUGGUUUUGGUAAUGUUGUCGUCUAUAUGGCUGCAUUUACACUGCAAGUCUUAAUGCACAGGGCCUGUAUGUAUUAAACUUCACAGAAAUGCUGUUAAGAAUA
Molecule: messenger RNA, 2161 nt
Organism: Megalobrama amblycephala (Wuchang bream)
Lineage: Eukaryota; Metazoa; Chordata; Actinopteri; Cypriniformes; Xenocyprididae
Product: gastrula zinc finger protein XlCGF57.1-like
Exons: 2
Coding region: 756-2000 (414 amino acids)
Cellular component (GO): nucleus
Source: RefSeq, a predicted model, not a curated record